AUGGUCAUCCGAUUAUUUGUUCCUGAAGGCGAGGGACAACAUCCGCUCACGCGAAAACGACCCAGCGGCCUCCCUGCAGAGCUUGACCUGAUCACAUCACCAUGGAGAAGUUCUCUUGCUGCUGCUGGCAUCACCGGCCUCUUUGCGCUUGUUGGCCGCUCAUAUCCAGGCACGGUCCUGCGUUCCGCAGCCUUCUUCAGCGUUGUCGAUCUCUCAUGGACAGCUGCUGGCUUGUAUGGGCAACGGGAGAUAAAUAGAGGGGUGUUCAAAAUGGAAAAUAUCACGCCAGAGCCUGGAAAGCUAUGGCAAAAGACAACGGGCUGGACUGCAGAUGAUGCGAUGCUGGCUGGUGGAGUAUUGGGCAUUGUGACGGCCCUGAACCCGCGCGCUUUCCCUGGAGCCUAUGGGAUCUCAAGGUUCAUUGGAGCAACGACCGUCGGAUGCGCACUGGGCUACAAGACUGGACAAAUGUUUAUAACUCGCAUCGACCCGCGACUUAUGAGUAUCAUUGAGUCAUCCGACAGGGUAAACCGGAGAAGAGCAUAUGAAAAAUUGCAGCGUGAUGAGGAAGCGAAAGCUUCGUUAUCACUCGUUGGCAAACUUGCGCUCAAGUAUCAUUCAUCUCCAUAUCUACAGAUUCUGCGCAACCCUCUAUAUUUUGCAAGGGCCAGGGGGAUGAGUGGUAUGUCUAGCGGACAGCAGCACGCGACACCGUCGAGCCGAGCAUCUCAGGGGCCAGCGUUGAGCUCUUCGCUGCAAGCAGACACGGCCAAGUUUACCCUCAUACAAAUAGAGUUCAAAGCAGACGAUCUUACAGGGCCAGACAUGGAAGCAGGCUAUCGAGCAUACAAGGACAGUCUUCAGACACGGGACGAAAGCGUCAUCCAAGAGUGGCGGGAGAAAAUCAAGAGGGACAAGGAACAAGUAAGAAUGGAAAUGAACUUUUUGUGGAGGCAUCUUGGGCUUAUGGAGCAUGUCUUUUACCUUGACGACAAAGAAGACAGAGCUAAAGACAUAUUGCGACGAGAGCUACAACUAGUCAACAACAUGACUGGGGACAUGAUUGUUCGACUCAGAAAAGCAAUUGCGGCAGAAGCAGCGAGCGGAUAA
Bipolaris zeicola 26-R-13 is the source of this 1110-nucleotide messenger RNA. RefSeq lists its product as uncharacterized. Bases 1 to 1110 code for a protein of 369 amino acids. The transcript is spliced from 3 exons. The record is from RefSeq and is a predicted model, not a curated record. Lineage: Eukaryota; Fungi; Ascomycota; Dothideomycetes; Pleosporales; Pleosporaceae.